Messenger RNA from Eriocheir sinensis (Chinese mitten crab), 5030 nucleotides. Its product is annotated as ligand of Numb protein X 2-like. The record is from RefSeq and is a predicted model, not a curated record. The transcript has 10 exons. Gene Ontology annotation, molecular function: protein binding; zinc ion binding. The coding region runs from base 445 to 2859 and encodes 804 amino acids. NCBI's taxonomy places the organism in Eukaryota, Metazoa, Arthropoda, Malacostraca, Decapoda, Varunidae.
UGCCUUACACCCCGCUGUGACCACCACCGCCCUCCACCACCUCCUCCUCUUCCUGCUCCACAUCCUCCUCCUCUUCCACUCCACUCGUCCUCCACCCCUCCGGCUCCCUCAGUCUCCGUUUCCACUCCAAUUUGCGUUGAUCGUACCGCCCAUCCAACGCCGAGAACCCUCACUGACCCUUCAACCCGUCACUCCCCUUCCUCUACUUCCACUUCCCUCCUCUCUUCACUCUCUUCUUCCUCCCCCUCCUCCUCUUUCUCCUCGUCCUCCUCCUCCGGGCGGGGUUCAAGAUGCCUACGGGGACAGAGCAGCACGCCGUGGCGGUGACUUACGCCAUUCUGGUGGUGCUGUUACUUAUCCUCUACGUCCUCUAUACCAGCCUGGUGUCGCCCCUACGCUAGCCAGACGUGAUGGGCGCGGCGUAGUGUAGCCGAGGGCGCCAGUAUGGAGGCCUCCCAGGACGUGGGCGGGGUGGGCGGCAGGUGUGGGCGGCGCCGCAACUGUCGCACGUGUGGCCAGCAACACCAGCCACACGAGCCACACCUGUAUGACUACAUCGACGAGGUGGACGAGGACGUCACCUGCCACAUCUGUCUGCAGCCGCUGGUGACGCCCUUGGACACGCCGUGCGGCCACACCUUCUGCCGGCCGUGCCUCCUGUCGUACCUCACCGUCCAGCAGAGUUGCCCUGUCGACCGCAAGCCCUUAUCCCAGCAGCUGUGUAGCCCCUCAUCCCUUGUGCUGAAGAAACUCCUGGAGAAGCUGAAGGUAAAAUGCCCCAACGAAGACCACUGCACCAACGAGAUGCAGCGGGGCGACCUGGAAGACCACCUUAAGUACAGGUGCCCCGGUAACUGGGUGUCGUGUCCACACACUACCUCGGGAUGCGACUACCGCGGACCACCUCGCUCCAUGACCCCGCACACCGCCACCUGCCCGUUCAAAGACCAAGGUGUGUCGCGGCCGCCCGUGGUGGAGGGACAGAUCAGCCACCUGGAGGUGCCCCGCACACACACUGCCCUGGGCAUUACCAUCGUCGGCGGGUCGGAUACGCCCCUGCGGUGCGUGGUGGUGCAGGAAGUGUUCCCGGACGGCCUGGUGGCUCAAGAUGGACGCCUUCAGCCCGGCGACCAGAUCAUCGAGGUAGACGGCGUGGACAUGACUUCGGCGACCCACCAUACCGUGUGCCAGGCCCUGCGGAAGCCAAACGCCGUGCUACGCCUUGGCGUCUACCGCGAGAGGAUCGAGGCACAAAAAGCACUACUGUCCUCCCCUACGCCCCCCGCCCCUGCCAGCCCGGGUCCCGCUGUUCCCCAGCCAAUUGAAACCAUGAUGGUGUCGCUGCGCAAGGAGAGCAGCCGACAACUGGGGCUGAAGCUCGGGGGGCGCCGCACCGAGCCGGGUAUCUUCGUGAUGGAAGUGCUGGACGGCUCUGUAGCAGCCCAGGACGGACGACUCCAACCACACGAUCGCAUCUUGGCCAUCAACGGCGCGGACGUGCGGUACGCCCGUCUCGACCACGCCUCCACUCUCAUCCAGGAAAGCCGGUACAGUGUAAGCCUCGUGGUGAGCCGCGGCAGCAGUGUGGUGGACGGCCCUGCAUGUCAGUCACCAGAAUACCAACACCUUUUUCGCUCUCCGGAUCCCGCCCUUCCUGUGCUUCACUGGCGCACAAAGUCCGCUCCAGAACGCCUUGUCCCCCGCCUUGACUGUCACCAUAAGGAUGUCAACAAGAGUCUUGGAGAUGUGACUGAUACAGGAGGUGAGGACGUGGGUCUGUCCGCCUCUUGCGAGUCACUGGAUAACCGAAGAGGGUCCGGCGGUGGCUGGGUGACUGGGGGCUCGUUGGGCUCCCUUGGCACAGGGCGCCAAAGCACCGAGGGUUCUCUUGCUUCUUUAGGAUCGGCUCUACACCAGAGUUCAGGCAGCAUCUCCUCAGCAGUACGCGGCGGGGCUCAGGAUGACGAAUCUACGCCCCCAGCACUGCCCCCGCGACCCCGCCACGCCCUGGCCCACUCCCGCUCCAAUGAUCAGCUGGCCACUCCGGACGUUGUUAGUAGUGAAGGCGUACGGGAAGUAAGCGGCGUGGAAGAUUCCCCUCCACAUGACACCACAGAUGGCUCCUGCAGCAGCCGCCUCAAAGGGCGUCGUUCUCGAGACUCCAGUGACAUGAGUGACAUAACUUAUGGGUUUUCACGCUCUCUGCGCAUCGAGGGCGCACACCUCCAUCAAAAAACUGUCACUAUCUCUAAGGGUGGAAACGAGAGCCUGGGCAUGAGAAUAGGCGGUGGACUGGGCAGCAACGAGGGAGACACGCCCAUUUAUAUCGCCAACAUCAAUCCACAGGGACCCGUCGGGAAAUCCAAGCAGGUUAAGAAGGGAGACGUGGUGCUGUCUGUGAACGGGCAGUCACUGGUGGGCCUGACGCACGGGCAGGCUGUGGCGCUACUCAAGGCAACAGCCGAGCUGUCCGGCGUCACGCUCUCGCUCCUCGACGGACCAGAAACAUCGCUGGGCUCCGCCAACUUUGUGCCGUCAUGGCUCUUCUGGCAGAAGCUACCUCGCUCCCUGCAUGUCUCCAAGAGCGUGUUGCUGCACCGUGCUCCCGGUGCCUCGCUGGGCUUCAGCAUCGUGGGCGGUGCUGACCCUCAGCGCGGCGCAGAGCCCAUCCACGUGCUGUUCGUGGUGCAGUCCUCGCCGGCAGCAGCUGACGGCAAACUGCGCUGCGGAGAUCGACUGUUGGCGGUGGAUGGCCACUCGCUGGAGCAGGUGCGGCAUGCAGCCGCCGUGGCCCUGCUUAAGCAGGCUGGGCAGCGGGUGCACCUGCAGGUCGUGUCCUGGUUGGGCACAGAGCUGUGACCUACUCCAUUAGGUGAAUAUAGAAUUGGCCAGUCAGGACUACACCUCCUGUCUUGUCUUGUCUCGACACGGUAACAAGAUGUUGCCGUGCCCAAAGUCUAAGACGAUUCCUGACUGGGCAUUCAACACCAAAGUCUUGGCGGCGGCAGCAGCGGGGUCACCAACAGCUGUGAUCUCUCCAGGGUUCCUUUCGCACAUUAGCUAGUCUUUUCCCGCCUCGGGCCAUGGGGAAGCGGCCCCUCAGGGCACUACUUGCCUCUUCUCCCUCUUACCAGGGAAUUGGUGAUACAGAUUGGCAUUGAUCAAGCCUGACAUUGGCCUACAUAAAUCAGCGACCCUCACAUAAGGUCCUCCACCCCUCACACUACACCAUGUAAGACCUCCAUACUGGCGUCUCCUCGGCGCAUGCCAAAUUGUAUCAUAUUUUUUUUUCCGUUUCGUUUGUUUCGGGUUGACAUACGUGUUUAGAAUCGCAGCCUUAGUAGGGCUGAUUAUGUUCCCUUGUAGCUUGAUCCCCGUCUGUGUGUGUGUGUGUGUGUGUGUGCGUGUGCGUGUGCGUGUCUGUGUGUGUAUCCCCUCCCUGCUCUAGUUAGAUGAUUUCCCAAGCCUUACCGACACUCUUAGAACGGACGUUGACGUGAACCGCUCUUUUUGACUCAAACUUUGACACAUGACACACUCUUAAGCUGUACCCUCGACAUGCCUUCAGUUAAACAUCACCUGCUGCUGACACCUCAAAUCAAGCAAUAACCCCCCCCGUCCUUGCAAUAAACUUAAUACUUGUAUUGACAAUACAUUGACAAUACAGUUCAGUACCACCAGACUGGCUGACGGACUGACCAAGCAUACUGUGCGGUUUUAUGUCACACCACAGUAAAAUGUUUCAGUUACCUAGCGCGAGUGUGUUCACGGCGAAUUCUUAGCCUCUCGGUGACUGGCUGAAACCCAGAAUACGGAAAUCGAGGCGCUGUUUUCAUUUAGGAAAUUCAGCAAAUUCAAGUAAUGUGUUUUUAUUUUCCCAUUAAUUAAUUAAUAAUAUCGUUGAUAUGUAAAGGUUACUAUGGUUGCAGCAAGUCACCAAGAGGCUGGGAGCUCGCUGCGAAUGCUUUUGCACCAGGUAGUGAGAAACUCACUAAAACGUGACUAAAUAGUUUUACUUAUGUUCAGUAGCGCGGGCAGGAGGGCACAGUUCCUAUGGUUCCGUCCACACUCGGGCAGUGCCUGCCGAUGUGAGCGUAUUUCUCUCGUUUCUCAAGAAUAUUACCUAACGGAGCAGUUACCAGUAGGCACCAUAGCAUCGGGCAGUGUCCGGCUGGGUGUGUACUAACCGGGCAAAGCCCACCGAACACAUUUCGAUAGUGCGGACAGGCAAGCAAGGGGCACUUAGUUGGUCUGGCGCGCGAUUUCCGCUUUUAUGACGUCAUCGCCAUAGUUUGUCCGCCAUCCAAACGUGUGUAUCGGAACGGGAUUAAUCCGAUACACACAAGUGUUUGCCCGUUUGGAUGGUGCGUGGCGGGCUCGAAAGGAGAUGUCAUAAGCGCGGAAAUAACGGCCAAUCCAUCAAAAUGCCCUUACUUGCCCGGCCACUAUCGAGGAGUGCCCGGCAGGCUUUGCCCAGUAAAUGCACAGCCUGUCGGCACUGCCCGAUGCUGUGCAGCCUGCCGAUAACUGCUCCAUCUGCCAACACUCAUUGAGAAGUGAGAGAAAUACGCAGACCCGCGUUGCCGCCGAGCACGGCCCAUAGUGUGGACGGGGCAAAGGAGGGGAAGCCCGCCUGGCCCCAUGCCUGUAGCGGCAGUAGUGAUGUAGUGUAAUGGAACCGCAUCUCUCUCUCUCUCAUCGCCGCCUCUGUCUGUUACACAAGUUAAUACCAUCAAAAGGGUUGAACUUGUUUAAUCCAACAAAUUGAACAUAGUUCCAUAUUACGCCUGUGACCAACACUAUUUCUUUUGCGUUAAUUAAAGAAACUGAAGUGUACUGGCUCGCAAGUCACUGUGCUUUGUUACUAUGGGGCAGUGAUUUUUUUUCAUUAUCUGUUAAAUGAUCACUCAAAGCUUUUCUCUUGAUAAUCCCCUUUCCUAGCAAUACUCGGCGCGGCUCCUGUAGCUCCGGGUGUUCACUGUGAACUUAUUUUCGCGUCUGUGGUUCAAUAAAGAGACGGAGUAAACAGU